AUGGCAGUGAAUCCUUCCUGGGCGUCAGUAAACAGAGGGACUUUUAUAUGUGACGAAUGCUGCAGUGUCCAUCGGAGUCUGGGGCGCCACAUCUCCCAAGUCAGGCACCUCAAGCACACACCCUGGCCCCCGACGUUGUUGCAGAUGGUGGAAACCUUGUAUAAUAACGGUGCUAAUUCCAUAUGGGAGCAUUCUCUGCUGGACCCUGCCUCUAUUAUGAGCGGAAGACGGAAAGCUAACCCCCAGGAUAAAGUACAUCCCAAUAAAGCAGAAUUCAUCCGAGCCAAGUAUCAGAUGUUAGCCUAUGUCCAUCGCUUGCCCUGCCGGGAUGACGACAGUGUAACUGCCAAAGACCUCAGCAAGCAACUCCAUUCCAGCGUGAGAACGGGGAAUCUUGAAACCUGUUUGAGGCUGUUAUCUUUAGGAGCACAAGCCAACUUCUUUCACCCUGAAAAAGGGAACACCCCGCUCCACGUUGCCUCCAAAGCCGGGCAGGUUUUACAGGCCGAAUUGUUGGCGGUGUAUGGAGCAGAUCCAGGCACACAGGACUCCAGUGGGAAAACGCCCAUGGACUAUGCAAGGCAAGGAGGACACCAUGAACUGGCAGACCGCCUUGUAGAAAUACAGUACGAGCUGACGGACAGACUAGCCUUCUAUCUCUGCGGCAGGAAACCAGAUCACAGAAAUGGACAGCACUUUAUAAUACCUCAAAUGGCAGACAGGUGUUGCUGGGAGGUCUUUGGGGCUGUAAUAUUGACUCGCAGCAUCAAACCCCUCCUGGGGGCAGCUGAGGCGCUCUCGUGUCCUCCUGUGUUAAUGCUUGUCCCUUGUGUCCCUGGCAUUUUUCACUUUCAGCUAAGCAAUCAUUUGUUUGAAGAACUGGCCAUGGACGUGUACGACGAGGUUGACAGGCGAGAGACCGAUGCAGUCUGGCUCGCCACUCAAAACCACAGCACCCUCGUCACCGAGACCACCGUGGUGCCCUUCCUUCCGGUCAAUCCCGAGUACUCGUCCACACGAAACCAGGGCAGACAGAAACUAGCGAGGUUUAAUGCCCACGAGUUUGCCACGCUGGUUAUUGACAUCCUCAGCGACGCCAAGCGGAGACAGCAGGGCAGCCCUCUCUCUAGUUCAAAAGACAAUGUGGAGCUCAUCCUGAAAGCAAUCAGUAGCCAGCACAGUGUUGAGAGCCAAGACAAUGACCAGCCAGACUAUGAUAGUGUGGCAUCCGAUGAAGAUACGGAUUUGGAAACCACAGCCAGCAAGGCCACCCGGCAGAAGAGCCUAGACUCAGAUUUAUCAGAUGGACCUGUCACUAUACAAGACUUUAUGGAGGUCAAAAACGCUCUAGUGGCUUCUGAGGCCAAAAUACAACAGCUAAUGAAGGUGAAUAACAACUUGAGUGACGAGCUGAGAAUUAUGCAGAAAAAGCUUCAAACACUCCAGAGUGAAAAUUCGACCCUCAGGAAACAGGCCACAACCACCCUCUAUCAGGCGCACACUGGCUCUGAGUACCCAGAUCCUUCCAGCCACUCUUCCUUAAAGAGAAGGCCGUCCGCCCGAGGCAGUCGGCCGAUGUCCAUGUACGAAACGGGAUCAGGGCAGAAGCCAUAUCUCCCCCUGGGAGAGGCGAGCCACCCAGAGGAGAGCAGGACUCGGCUCCAGCCCUUCCCCACGCACAUCGGGAGGAGUGCACUUGUGACCUCCUCUUCGUCUCUGCCUUCCUUCCCCUCCACACUCUCCUGGUCACGGGACGAGAGCACCCGAAGGGCCUCCAGGCUGGAGAAACAGAACAGCACCCCUGAGAGCGACUACGACAACACUCCCAACGACAUGGAGCCCGAGGACGUGGGAUCAAGCCGGAAGGGAAGGCAGAGGAGCAUGCUGUGGCCAGGUGACAGCCCGGCCCCAAAUGCCACUGAGCCCCACACGACGCCCAGCCCCUCGCUCCCCAGUACCGAGGACGUCAUCCGCAAGACCGAGCAGAUCACCAAAAACAUACAGGAGCUCUUGCGAGCCGCCCAAGAGAACAAGCACGACAGUUAUAUUCCCUGCUCAGAGAGGAUCCACGCAGCUGUAACCGAGAUGGCAGCCCUGUUCCCCAAAAAGCCCAAGUCCGACCUGGUGAGGACGUCCCUCCGACUGCUGACGUCCAGUGCCUACCGCCUCCAGUCCGAGUGCAGGAAGACCCUUCCUGGGGACCCCGGCUCCCCCACAGACAUUCAGCUGGUCACGCAGCAGGUCAUACAGUGUGCAUACGACAUCGCCAAGGCUGCCAAGCAGCUGGUCACCAUCACCACCAAAGAGAACCACAACUGAAGGGCGUUGGGGCGGGGGGCGGGGGUAGGUGAGAGCCGGGGGCCUUGCUCUUUCCAGGGCUUUUUUAACGUCGCCUUUCAAAUGUAGCCGAGGACCGGUCAGUUUUUUACCCAGACCAGCAUUUAAUGAUGGUUCAGACUUUUUAAAAGAAAGCUCAGUAUUAUUUUUGCAUGUUUUCUAACAAACGCCCAGCCCUGAAUUUGACCCACUUGCCUUAUUUCGUGCCUGUGUGCCGGCCCAGCUUCAGACUUCCUGUGGCAUUGUCAGUGACUGAAUGGCCGUCCACCCCCUGGAGCAGGACUUCACUGCCCACCGUUCCAGAGGACUUCUUCGUCCCGUGAGCCUCCUCCCUGCCGACAGUGAAAACUAUGAAUGAAGGCUUUAGUAAAACAUUUUCAUGAAGAGCUAAAAAAAAAAUCAACUUUAUCUGUCCCCUUCCAACUGACUGCUGCAAAGCCUCCUCCGUUUGCGGUGGUGUCUCUCCACGCACCUUUGUAAACACUGUGUCGCAACCGCUCUUGGAGUGCAGCCCCAGAUGCCUCGCUUUCUUGGAGCUGCCCUCCCCAUCAAAUGUCCCCGAUUGAAUGUUUCUGUCUCUGCCUGUCACUGUGAAGUCUGCACGAGGCCAGAGGAAACAGCCCGAGUCCCUUUGGCCAGGCUCAGGGCCAGAGUGCCACGGUGAUGUCAGCCCGUCGCCGGCUGCCCUUCCACAGUGUGCGGCCAGGAGGAGCAGGAGCCGAGCAUCUGGUUAAUAUGUGCCAGGCUAGCACGGCUCUGAACUGCGAGGGAGGCACCCUCUUCUCCCUGGCGGUGCAGCGUGCCUUGCAGCCCUACUGCAGUGACCCUUAUACCUCUGAAAGCUUCCUCAUGACCAGCCUCCCCUUUUGUGGUGACCCCUAAGGACUUCUCAUUGGUGGAGAUGUUUGCAAUCCCCCGAGUUCCCGAUCCUCAGACUUGGGCACCAGCUUCGUCAGGUUCCUCGGGGGUGUGCGCUGCCUGGCCAGCAGCCCGUCCAGAGCCGUGAGGGAGGAUAGGACCGGUCUAAGUGCUGGAACGUGCUGAAUUACUGAGGUGGGGGCGGGAGUGGGGGAGGCUGCUCAGUCUGAGUAUCGAAACCUACUCCCGCCCCUGCUCAGUGCAGCAGUUCAGUGAGGGUGUGGCUCGGACCCCCAGCCUAGACCCGAAGGCCAGGCAGCUGGGGAGCCCUGUAGGAACAUGGGCCUGUGCUGCCAGACCUGUGACUUGUCAAAAGCUGCCUGAAAUCUGGACUUCUUUGGGUCAUGUCUCCGUAUUUAAAAGUUGGCAACUAAUUCAAACGUUCUCACUGUGUGAGGAAGCCAUGGCCGUUAGGCUGUCCUCUCUGUACCUCUCCUGCUCUGCUCUGCCCUGCCCUGUCCAGCUGCUGCUAAUCUGCAUGUGAACCCCAUAUUCAGUCCCUGGGUGGUCUCUCACUCAUAGGAUGGAGGCAGGCUAGUCCCAGGGCUAAUUGUCUCUCUCUGCACAGACCAUUGGAUUCAGGGCCCGCGUGCUGUCGUGCAAGGGCCACAGCAGUGCAGGGUCUCCUGAGCUGGUGAGCGGGCGCUUCGGCUGGGCUUUGGCUCUGCGGUGGACACCCAGGGAAAGGGUUCACACCUCUGAAAUACAUCACCUUUAUCCGUACAGCCCUGAGGGCCAUGAGAGGUCUUUCGGGUGCCAAGGUGAAGCUGUAGGUUCGAGAAGGAGUCUUCUGCCUUGGGUGCAAGGACCACCCACCCCACCCCCUUUCUGGCAGCUUCCUGUCCUGAGCUGCCCCUCCUGUUGGACCCACCCAGGUCCUCAGCAAAGGCCCAUUGCCAGGGAGGCUGCGCCCACCCCCGGAGGCUGCAGAGGAAUGUGCUGUCCGAGGGUGCAGGGAGGGGCGUCAGAAUGCCCAAGGACCCUCGCUACAGGACAUUGCUUUGAUGCCCAGAGAGAGAGGGAGCCGACAGCACGCUCGGAGUGAGGACACCGCCUCUGGUCACGCACACAGCUGUGCUGAGAAGAAUUGGGGGUGGGGAGGUGGGGGGUCCAGCGGGCAGAGGAGCUGCAGGUGGCCCUCCUAAGAGCCUCCCACUUCCUUGAGUCAGAGGCUCCGCCCUUUUUUCUGACCCCAUGUUCUAGAAAGUGGUCACAUCUGCGUGAAGGAGUCCUUUUCCACUCACACCCCCCUGACCUCUCCCCAGCUGAUGGGACAGUGCACCUGACAGCAUGGCACUUGGUGGACAGACGGUAGCAGCUGUCCCCGACAGGUCUUUAACUGCUACGGAAAUGCAAAUAGUUCUUGUUUGCCAAAGAACAAGGGGUCAGACCUGCGGAUCAAAUGCCGAAUUUAGACCACCCAGGCCCUGUUUCCUCCACGACUCCGGGGAGCUGUCACACACCCCUGACCCUGCUGGCUGCAGUUGCACCCCCAUAGGGGACUCCAGCCUGCUGUGUCCUCCACAGCAUCCAUGGACUUUCCAGCAAUGAGGACUUUGGUUUCUCCCCUUGUCCCUGUCGAAGGCAACCCUUCUUUUGACAAAGGAAUAUGCUGCACAGGAAGAGGAAAUGCCUUUUCCCCCAGGUCGCUUGUCCUGCCCUCCCCCUUCGUAUGUACCUUCUCUUCCUGUAAUUAUGUACAAUCCGCCGAGCGUUGUAAAGUUGUUUGGGAUUUUGUGUCUGCUUCUUAUGCAAUAAACAGGCCCUACAAGUGUC
Echinops telfairi (small Madagascar hedgehog) is the source of this 5031-nucleotide messenger RNA. RefSeq names its product GIT ArfGAP 2 (gene GIT2). The record is from RefSeq and is a predicted model, not a curated record. Gene Ontology annotation, biological process: brain development; regulation of ARF protein signal transduction. The coding region runs from base 1 to 2319 and encodes 772 amino acids. Gene Ontology annotation, molecular function: protein binding; GTPase activator activity. The transcript has 20 exons. NCBI's taxonomy places the organism in Eukaryota, Metazoa, Chordata, Mammalia, Afrosoricida, Tenrecidae.